AUGGGUUCACCAGUAGUUUCACCAUUGAUAAACCUUGUGGUGAGAGUGUUUACAAUAAUCUUUAUAUUGGCUUCUCUCAUUGUUCUUGCAACUGAUAAUAUUACUUAUGGGCUUGGUUUCUAUGAUUACGGUGGUUAUCAAAUUAAGUCCACUGAUAUUUAUGCUUACCGUUACAUGAUUUCUGUGAUGGUUAUUGGGUUGGUGUGGAUUCUCAUUCAAUGUGUCUUCACAAUCCUUCACUUUAGCUCUGGAAAUCCCAUUGGUGGUAAUGCUUUUGCGUAUAUCGAAUUUUAUGGUGACAAGGUAAUUUCAUAUUUGCUAGGCACAGGGGCGGCUGCAGGGUUUGGACUAACGGUUGACGCGAAACGGUAUGGAGGGUUUGGACUAACGGUUGACGCGAAACGGUCUAUAUUGGAUUCAUACGAAAAUUAUUCCUCUUCAUUGGAUUCAUUCGAAAAUGAUUUCUUCAACAAAGCUAAUGCUGCUGCUAGCCUUCUCCUUAUUGCCUUCCUGUUGUCUGCUAUUUCCUCUGUGUUUUCUUCCUAUAAUCUCCCCAAGGUGGUUACCGACACUUAAUGCCUCGCCGCCUCCGUCGCU
Messenger RNA from Ipomoea triloba (trilobed morning glory), 597 nucleotides. RefSeq names its product CASP-like protein PIMP1. Lineage: Eukaryota; Viridiplantae; Streptophyta; Magnoliopsida; Solanales; Convolvulaceae. The record is from RefSeq and is a predicted model, not a curated record. The coding region runs from base 1 to 576 and encodes 191 amino acids. The transcript is spliced from 3 exons.